This is a messenger RNA of Fusarium mangiferae, 2559 nucleotides long. RefSeq lists its product as uncharacterized. The coding region runs from base 1 to 2559 and encodes 852 amino acids. The transcript is spliced from 3 exons. The record is from RefSeq and is a predicted model, not a curated record. Lineage: Eukaryota; Fungi; Ascomycota; Sordariomycetes; Hypocreales; Nectriaceae.
AUGGAGGUGACAUUCGGAGCCGUUGGGGAUUUCAUCUCCAUUGGUGUGCUCAUCAAGGAUUUCAUCGAACUCCUUGAUGACAGUCGAGGCUCGGCUUGGGAGUACAACUCGUUAAAGCAACAACUUACCUUUCUUCGGCUGAACCUGGACCUCGCAAAGCGAUCCUACGAUGAGUACUACAAGGCCCCCCAGUUCCAAGAUAUUCGGAACACGCUGGAGAGUGUCGUGGAUGAGGCAGAGAGACGACUGGAGGACAUUGCAGUCAAGGUGCAAAAAUACACAUCAACCCUGUCUCAAGGCUCCACUGAGAGAAGGAUAAAAAGGGUUACAAGAAAGGUACAAUGGAGUCUUGAAAAGAAGGAGACGGAAAAGUUCUUGCUGGAUCUCAAUCGCUACACAUCCAUCAUCCAAUCAUUGCAGUUUAAUGCAUUUGCGCGUUUGAUGGAACGCAGCUUUGACAGUAGCCAGAAAGAACACAGUGAGACCCAUGAACUUGUGAGCAAACUUCAAAAGGACUUUGGCGACCGUUUCACUAGCCUAGAGGACGAGUUGAGAGCUGUCAGAACCAAUUCCGCUAAUACACAGCAAUAUCUCCUUGACAUCAGUAUGGUUGUCACUAGGCGACUCGACAUUGUCACACAAACAGUCAACUCUUUGGGGGUUGCCGUACUGAGAGGUGUUUCGGGCAUGUCUUACUUUGGGACAUCCGUCUUAUCUUUAUUAUCCGCCAUGCACAACAACAUCAUAGGCCGUCUCGAACGUCCUCCGCAUAUGGGCCCUUAUUUUACAUUUGAAGAUUAUCUGGGUGUUGACUCGAUCAUAUUGCUUAACUUUGUGGAUUCCUGGAACGCCUUUGAGGGAUCCUUACAUGGCAAGUUCAAGGGCCGAAAGGGCGGCAGACGAGUGGCCCAGAAUCGAUUCCUCCUGCAGGAUCAUCAAACCGGAGACGAGAUUGAUCGAGAUGCUCAAUGGAGCCUGGCUGUCACACCAGGGUCUCGAAUCAAUAUGAGCCUGAUUUAUGAAGUUAAGGAAGAUGAGGAGGAAGCCCAAUCCCUCAAGUGCCCGUUCCCAUCAUGCGGGGCAAUGUGUGAAGGAGUUAUAGGGAUUGUGAUACAAUGCCCUUCAUGUCAGCAACUAUUUCGAAAGCUGCCAGGCAUGUCUGACGAUGACGAGCUUCCAGCAGCGCCCAAUGCUCCUGAUUCGGGGAUCAACGAUCCAAUCAUGAAGUUUGAAAGUAACUCUUCUGGGCCCGGCCAAUCUCGCAAGAGAAAGGGAGGCCCCUUAGACAAAAGAAGAGCGCUGCGAGCCAAAAGGAAACCAACAGACGCUCGCAACACUGGCUCUGACUCGGACGACGCCGACUUGACGGGCAUCAAGCGAGUGACUGUACUACCGAUAUUGCGGCUUGCUAUACGACCAACUCCACCAAAAUCCGAGUCAGAGCAGAAUUUUGGAGAUUCAGCACAACAAAUUGCUGUCGAGGAACGGGGAACGAGUCACAACUUAGACAAUGUCAACAAGAGUGGCAACGUUGAAAGGCCAUCAGGUACCGAGUCACAUCCCGGGGGCAAGAAUAAAAGGAUAUCGGAGCUACGAUCUGAAUCUCAUGAAGAGCAACUCGGGGCUGCGUAUGUGAGCAGUAUGUCAUACCAGGAGAGUGACGGCUACAACGGAGACCCGUAUGAUAGGAUUCCAGGCCCAGGCGCAUAUGUUUUUGAGAGCGUCUUGCCGGGUGGUUUUCUAUCCAAAGAUCCUCGACUGGAGUACUCAUCCACAGGUUCCGCUCAUAGACCAUCAGCACCCCAUAAUAAGGGAUCUGAGAAGAAGAAAUCUGUUAAGAAGAGGAUGCCAAAGGUCCGGAAGGCGACAGAAGCGGAUGCAAAGCGCCAUAAAAUUCCCGCUGGAUGUUCUUUGAAAAACUGGGACCCGGACGAGGAACCAAUCCUGCUCCUUGGGAGCGUUUUCGACGCUAAUUCUUUAGGGAAAUGGAUUUAUGACUGGUCUGUAUACGCUCAUGGAGCUUCGACGCCGAUAUCGGAUAUGGCUGGAGACUUUUGGCUGCUACUUAUUCAGCUAGCUGGUAAAUUGAGGAGAGCGGAAGAGACAGUAGCAAGGGUCAAGUCAGUGGACUCUAAAGAGGUGGUAGAGGAUUUCAUCGAAGCAGGGGAGAGGCUUUGGGAGAAACUGGUGUCGCUGGUCAAGAAGUGCGAGGCUCCCAUGUUGAAAGCAAUCAAGCUCAAAGAAAGAAAAGGCAAAGACACAUUUCGCAAGCAGAGCGGCGAUGAGAAAGAAUCUUCACAGGAGCCUAAGACUGAAUCAGAUGGUUUGAGAAACGAAUCUGAGGAAGUGUCGGCGCCCAAUGGGGGAAGUAAUAUCGAAAAGACGAAAAAGGUAAAACAAGAUGUUGAGAAAAACGCGGGUGUUGUUUUCAUUGAGACGAUUUUUGGCAAAGAUCAGGAGUUGGAACGAACUGAGCGGUUGAUGCAGAACUUGCGACUCUACAACCUGAGAUUCGACGCCAAUUGCGAGAGUAUACUAAGAAGCGAGCUAGAGAACUAG